CCAACACUAGCUUCGCAAGACAAACUCAAGGUAUCCCCUAAAGGGCUACCUUUCGUGACUUUGAACAGGGAGCGCAAAGACAGAGGGGCAAAAUGGGACAAGAGCACGCACUUGCAGUUUUGCUCGGCCCAAGACCCCGAACUGUUGGAUGGGCUACUGCUGCUACGGUAGAACAAUGCUGAUUCCAACGCAGUGCAGCUUUCCUUUAAGAUGAACUUAGACUUAGAUGCAAUGCUAUACAUCAGGAGAGCACAGGAUGCUGGAAUCCCUGCAAUGCCAGUAAUUGUCAUAUACAUACUUACAUACACACAUAUAGUCACACAUAUAUAUAUAUAAUAUGUACUAAGGCCCAUGGCUCUUAGGUUGGAGGCCAUCGCUAAGGUGGAGAGUCGACAGUUUUGGAAUGGUUUUUGGAUGCUUUUGGUGUGUGGAUUGAAUGAGGUUGACAUGUGUGCAGCUAUGGUUGGGAGAGCGUCAGAGCACAUGGACGUGACCACUCAGGAAAACCUUUUGGAGUUUUUUCCACCUCAAAGUCCCGAUGCAGUUGUUCUUUGCAAUGUGAUUGAACCUUAUUCGCCAGAGGCGCGGCGACUCUUAUUUUCUCACAUCAUGGAGUUCCUGUCUCUCAAAGGGCGCUUGAUCGUUGUGAUUGCAAUUGGUCAGGCCGGCUUAGGUACCGAGUUCGAGUCUGUGCUUGAUCUGGUCUUCCCAACUGCCGUCGUCCUGGCAAUCCAACUGGAAUUGCGUUUUGCUUUGGAUUUGACAUGAGGCCAGCCAGCUGCAAGCCGAUGAGCUUGAGGAACGCAUAGUUUCAAUAUGUUUCAAUGCACUUGGAAAGUGUGUGUGUAUUUGUGCUUAGGUUCGGUGCUUAGUGUAUGUUGUGAAUCUUCUUCCUGUAAGUAUUAGACGUGGUGGUCCGUUCGGUUCUGCAGUGUGUGUUGUCAGUAAUUAUAUAUCAGUAAUUGGUCUCGGCUUGUGGUGGGGACCGGAAGCAUGAUUGCCGCCCAUGCAUGCCCAUGCUGCCUCCAUGCCGGCCUGAACGCCCCAAUGCUGGCGACCUCUUUGGGCCUGUGGGGAAAACAUGCCAGAACAUGCCAGAACCAGGUCAUGCCGCAACCUAACUUCGAGGCUGAGGCUGCCAGGCACCAGGCUCUAGGCACUUCUUUGAAAUAGUCCCAGCUUGCGGCCUGACUGGAGCCGAGGCCGCUGCAUGUCGAAAAAGGCCGGUUUGCCCCAGGGCUGUUUUUUGACUACUUUUUGCAGACAUGUUUCGGGACCUCGGUUGGCUUGGUUGGUUGAGUUGUUGUUCGUUUUCGUGCGUAUGCGGGGUUUCAGACUUGGGGUUUUGUUUUGGUGGCCCCGGCCACUUCACAGGCCACCCAGGAUUCAAUUAGUCUGUAGUCGUCACCCACGCACCUCACUCAAGAAGGCCACAGAUCUGAGCCAGUCAGAAUUAUCGCAGAUUGUAGAGAGGCGCCAGAUCUAGAAUUUAGUCGCUCAGAAUGACCAGGUUUCGCAGGCGAGAAAAAGGUCAAUUGAGCCAUUCGUACACCAGGUGCGCACGGAGCACACAGCCGUCGUCCUGCUGUUGCGAUUCUUUGGCUCGGUUGCGGUUCGGAUGCUGCAUGAGUGCACG
Messenger RNA from Durusdinium trenchii, 1636 nucleotides. NCBI's taxonomy places the organism in Eukaryota, Dinophyceae, Suessiales, Symbiodiniaceae. The record is from the annotation of a GenBank genome assembly.